UUCAACCACGAUGAGAUGAAGCUGGGGAGUUUGGAGGAACAGUCAGUGGAGGAAAGUGGUCCGUCUAAGCACAGGAGUCUACACCUGGAACUUCACUUGUCUGAGUCCAGCAGCAGAGUGACCAGCAGCAUGAAGUGCCUCAUCGUCCUGUUGGCCCUGGUGGCUUUCUCUGAAUGCAUCAUUAGGAUGCCACUGAUCAAGGGGAAGACUGCCAGAGAAAACCUGAAGGAGAAAGGAUUAUGGGAGAAGUACAGGACGAUGUACCCAUACAAGCCAACAGUGAAGUUCAUCCAGACCGGUACCGAAUCCAUGACCAAUGAUGCUGAUUUGUCCUACUACGGUGUGGUCUCCAUCGGGACCCCUCCUCAGUCCUUUAGCGUCAUCUUUGACACUGGCUCCUCUAAUCUGUGGGUGCCUUCAGUUUCCUGCAGUAGCGAGGCCUGCCAGAACCACGGCCAGUUCAACCCACAGCAGUCCUCCACCUUCACAUCCAACGGCGAGUCUUUGUCCAUCCAGUACGGCACUGGCAGCAUGACUGGGUAUCUGGGCAGUGACACUGUUCAGGUUGGUGGCAUCUCUGUGGCCAACCAGGUGUUUGGACUCAGUCAGUCAGAGGCUCCCUUCAUGGCUCAGAUGCAGGCCGACGGCAUCCUGGGACUAGCCUUCCAGUCCAUUGCUUCUGACAACGUGGUGCCAGUUUUUGACAACAUGGUCUCACAGGGACUCGUGUCUCAGCCCUUGUUCUCCGUCUACCUGAGCAGCAACAGUGAGCAGGGCAGUGAGGUGGUCUUUGGGGGGGUUGACAACACGCACUACACUGGACAGAUCACCUGGAUUCCUCUGACCUCUGAAACCUACUGGCAGAUCCAGAUGGACAGCGUCACCAUCAAUGGACAGACUGUGGCCUGCUCUGGAGGCUGCCAGGCCAUAAUCGACACUGGCACCUCCCUGAUCGUUGGCCCAACCUCUGACAUCAACAACAUCAAUGCCUGGGUUGGAGCCUCAACGGACCAGUACGGAGACGCUACCGUGAGCUGCCAGAACAUCCAGAGCAUGCCUGAAGUCACCUUCAAUCUUAAUGGAAAUGCCUUCGCAGUUCCUGCAUCUGCCUACGUUUCCCAGACCUCGUCUGGAUGCAACACUGGCUUUGGACAGGGUGGCACAGACCAGCUCUGGAUCCUGGGAGACGUCUUCAUCAGGCAGUAUUACACCGUCUUUGACUCCCAGUCUCAGAAUGUUGGUCUGGCUCCAUCUGCAUAGAAACAAAGACAAAUUUCUAAUUAAUUGUAAACAGCAGUUUUCUUUCAUUAAAGUGACUAAAAGAU
Molecule: messenger RNA, 1325 nt
Organism: Betta splendens (Siamese fighting fish)
Lineage: Eukaryota; Metazoa; Chordata; Actinopteri; Anabantiformes; Osphronemidae
Product: pepsin A-like
Exons: 10
Coding region: 16-1260 (414 amino acids)
Biological process (GO): proteolysis
Molecular function (GO): aspartic-type endopeptidase activity
Source: RefSeq, a predicted model, not a curated record